CCCACCUCCUUUCCCCCCCUCUAGAACUAGCUGCCUUGACAAAGUCUGGCCGCCGCGUGAUCUGAAGGAAGGGUCGACGCCGACACCAUGAAUAUCCGGAAUGCGCGGCCUGAGGACCUGAUGAACAUGCAACACUGCAACCUUCUUUGCUUGCCUGAGAACUAUCAGAUGAAGUAUUAUUUCUAUCAUGGACUCUCCUGGCCACAGCUCUCCUACAUUGCUGAGGAUGAGAAUGGCAAGAUUGUGGGCUAUGUGCUGGCUAAAAUGGAAGAAGACCCCGAUGACGUGCCCCAUGGACACAUCACAUCUCUGGCGGUCAAGCGUUCCCACCGCCGCCUGGGCCUGGCUCAAAAGCUGAUGGACCAGGCCUCACGUGCCAUGAUCGAGAACUUCAAUGCCAAGUAUGUCUCUCUGCACGUGCGGAAGAGUAAUCGCGCAGCGCUCCACCUCUAUUCCAACACGCUCAACUUCCAGAUCAGUGAAGUGGAGCCCAAAUACUACGCUGAUGGGGAAGACGCUUACGCUAUGAAGCGUGAUUUGACGCAAAUGGCGGAGGAGGUGAGCAGGGACCCUGCUGAUGCCCUCAAUACAGGACUGCGGAGGCAGGUGGACCUGAAGGAGAAGAGCAAGCACUCAGUGCUGGGCUCCAUCGAGAACAAAGGUGGCGACCACAAGGCCAACCACGUGGGCGAUUGCUGCCGGGACGACAAGUGCCCCGGGACUGUGGUGGGCACUGGGCCCGGGGCCGCCGAGGACAGCGGGGACAGCAAGGACGUCAGCGAGGUCAGCGAGGCCACAGAGAGCACAGACGUCAAGGACAGCUCAGAGGCCUCCGACUCUGCCUCGUAGCGAGGACUGCCGCCAUGCCCUUCGCUCCAGCUGAAGGACUCGUGGUCCUGUCUUUGGCUAGGCCCCUGCAGAGGGACUGGAAAUAAAAGCAUACAGAACCAGA
Molecule: messenger RNA, 952 nt
Organism: Elgaria multicarinata webbii
Lineage: Eukaryota; Metazoa; Chordata; Lepidosauria; Squamata; Anguidae
Gene: NAA10
Product: N-alpha-acetyltransferase 10, NatA catalytic subunit
Exons: 8
Coding region: 88-849 (253 amino acids)
Biological process (GO): N-terminal protein amino acid acetylation
Cellular component (GO): NatA complex
Molecular function (GO): protein-N-terminal-glutamate acetyltransferase activity; protein N-terminal-serine acetyltransferase activity
Source: RefSeq, a predicted model, not a curated record